Molecule: messenger RNA, 663 nt
Organism: Asparagus officinalis (garden asparagus)
Lineage: Eukaryota; Viridiplantae; Streptophyta; Magnoliopsida; Asparagales; Asparagaceae
Exons: 1
Coding region: 1-663 (220 amino acids)
Molecular function (GO): nucleic acid binding; RNA-DNA hybrid ribonuclease activity
Source: RefSeq, a predicted model, not a curated record
AUGAUUGGAGUUGAACACCGGUACAAUCCAAUGGAAAAAGAAUGUUUUGCCUUGGUUUUCGCCAUUCAAGAAAUGCGGCAUUAUUUAGUGGGACAGACUAUUCACGUUAUCUCCAAAGUGAACCCUUUGAGAGUUCUUAUGACAAAGCCUUCUUCCCUAAAUUGUCAUCUUGUAAAGUGGGCGAUACUUCUGUCGCAGUAUUCAAUACAUUUCAUGCCUCAGAAGGCUGUUAAAGGCCAAGCCUUGACAGACUUAUUAGCUGACCAUCCGGUGCCUGAUUCUUCCAGAUUAUAUGAAGACUUACCAGACGAAGUUGUAGAGGCUUACGUAACUCAAGGAGUCAUGCAAGUGUGGAAGUUAUUCUUCGACAGUGAAUCUAGAGCAAGUCCUGAUGGAGGAAUCAUAGCCAGUGUGGGGGUUGUGCUCGUAUCCGCAACUAGUCAGGUGAUCCCAAGAGGAUUUUCCUUAUUCAAGCCAUACACUAUCAAUGUAACGGAGUAUAAUGCUUUGCUACUAGGAAUGCAGCAGGCCGAGGAGCUCAACAUCCAAUACCUUGAAGCCUACUGUGAUUCUCAACUCAUCGUAAAUGAAGUUCAAGGAGAAUAUGAAGUGUAUAAUGAGGAUUUGGUCCUAUACCACUUUGCAGCACUAAAGUUAGCUUAA